AUGGCUUGUGAGGGCCAAUAUCAGUGUUGCAAUAUUUCCCUUGAGACCAAGUUACAUGUAGUUAGAGAUUGUAAAUUUCCAUGGGUAGUCUGGAGUUCAAUUGUACCAACUCAAAAGCAGGAUGUGGUAGAUACAAGUAUCAGUUGGAUGAGAAGCUAUUAUCCAACCUUAAAGGCUAUGCUACAUUCGAGUUCUAUAGCUAUUGAUCCCAAAUGGUCAGCUCCGAAGAGCGGAUGGGUUAAGAUUAAUAUUGAUGGUACAGUUUCACUUAGCUGUUAUUCGUCUACAAUUGGAGGAGUCAUUAGAGAUACUGAUGGUAAUUGGUUAUGUGGUUACUCGAUGUCAUUAGGGAAAGACGAAGUGUUUAGAAUUGAAGCGAGGUUCAUGUUAGAAGGGCUUCAAGUUGCUUGGGACAAGAGUGAUCGACAGUUUGAACUUGAGUCUGAUAAUGUGUUGUUAGUGGAAUUAAUCAUAGUCAAUAAUUCUAUUGAUAAUCUUAUUAUAGAAUUACGGGCCAUUCAUAAGCUAACUCAGAUGAAUUAG
This is a messenger RNA of Gossypium arboreum, 543 nucleotides long. RefSeq lists its product as uncharacterized. The record is from RefSeq and is a predicted model, not a curated record. NCBI's taxonomy places the organism in Eukaryota, Viridiplantae, Streptophyta, Magnoliopsida, Malvales, Malvaceae. The transcript has 2 exons. Bases 1 to 543 code for a protein of 180 amino acids. Gene Ontology annotation, molecular function: nucleic acid binding; RNA-DNA hybrid ribonuclease activity.